Molecule: messenger RNA, 3213 nt
Organism: Penicillium argentinense
Lineage: Eukaryota; Fungi; Ascomycota; Eurotiomycetes; Eurotiales; Aspergillaceae
Exons: 6
Coding region: 1-3213 (1070 amino acids)
Biological process (GO): signal transduction; regulation of GTPase activity
Cellular component (GO): cytoplasm
Source: RefSeq, a predicted model, not a curated record
AUGGAGUCCCCCGUGGUGCAUCCUGAGUCUCCGAUGGAUGGCGAAGACGUGCCGUUUCCUUGUAUGGGUUGUGGAGAGAUCCUAGAAGAAGGCAAGGCUUUCGAACUCUCUGGUCAACGCUGGCAUAUCGAUUGUUUCCGCUGCAGUACCUGCAAUACUCUUCUCGACUCCGAUGCCCACCUGCUUCUCCUCGGUGAUGGUUCGCUGAUCUGCAGCAACUGCACCUACAGCUGCAAUUCGUGCGGAAACAAGAUUGAGGAUCUGGCUAUCCUCACGGGCGAUCAGGCAUUCUGCGCCCAAUGCUUCCGAUGCCGUAACUGCAAGAAGAAGAUCGAAAAUCUGCGCUAUGCGCGCACAUCACAAGGAAUCUUUUGCAUGGAUUGCCACGAGUCUCUCAUGCAACGGCGGCGAAAGAAGAAAGCUAAUGCUGCUGCAGCCAAACGACCCGGAGGGCCAGGGGUGAAGCUCGACAAGUCACUUCCCUCGCUGCCCCCGAACAUGGAAGAGACUCGGUCUAUCGAUGAAACACCAAGCGAAUCGUAUGCCGAAGCGGUUGACAACCGCGUCGAUGCAACGCCUCCAGAGCAGCACGCUGCAGAUGAUAACCUUCUUCUACCUUCGAGCACAUAUCGUAGCAGCCGCCAUCUUGGCGCACAGCGUGAGAACAACUCUGCUGAUGCUGGAGGCGAGCUCUUAAUCCCUCUUGCAUUCGAUCCUUCGGAGAGCCAACGGUCUUCCUCUCGUGCGCAAUCUCAGGCGCCGCCCCAGGAACAGUUGCCUCAUGAUUAUUUCGAUCAAGUUCGAUCGGGCGAUUCAUCGGUCCGGGCCUCUCGUGAUGGCCACUAUUCUCUGGAACCCCCGUCUCGUGCAUCUACUGAGAAUCCUUCGCCUCACAUCGCAUACCAAGAGAAAGGAUGGGAACAGAAUGAUGAGGAGCAAGCGCGUCGCGAUACGGAAGCUCUCAAUGGCUCGGCCAAGGAAUUCACAGACAGCAUGGAUGCCACCCUUUCCAAAAUCGGACGGUCUGAGUCUGCUCGCAACUCACGAUACGAUCUCCCUCUUUCAAUUCGCGAAAAGAGCGCAUUCUCUGGCGCUACUAGCCCGGAGAGUGUUCGGUCCAAGGAAGCCACGGCCGAACCCCGGUCUGUGCCUCAAGAGCCGGCGGUUCGGCCCUCCAAUGAGCUCCAUCGCCUUCACGACCAUGGCUCGAUGGAAUCCGCACGUUCCCAGCAGUCUGCUGCUUACCCUCCCAAGCGGGGCGACUCGCUCGAAAGCAAGCAUCACCAGAUUCCCCGAAAGGAAGUCGGCGCAUCCCCGGCAUCGUCCGCCUAUGGGGGCUCUCCUAAGCUCGACGGUGCAGCUCCUGAACCACCAAAGCACCAGCAUAUGAACACCUCAGUGAGAGCACCGAUCUUCGAUGCCCAGCAAAACCUGGAUGGCGCAGGUUCGCCGUUCAUGGCGGGCUACCCCGGAUGUGAGUCCCCCGUCGAUCGAGGCCAUCAACCUCAUGAUUCCUUCUUCCGCCGCUUUUCCAGGCCUUUCUCCUACCGUGGUAGUGUUAGUGACAGGGGCUUGGGCAAUGGUCAUGGCAAGGAAGGGAAGGUCCCAAAGUCACCCGCUAACAGCAGCUCAGCUGGGCUUGAAGGCAGCUUUGGGGGAAUGGAAAUCGCCAGUCCCACCACCAGCACUUCCCAGGCCGACGAGAUCAGUUCACUCCGGAAGGAAAUUCGCAAGCAACGCGAGCGCAUUGUAGAAAUGGAGAAUGCUCUCCGCGCGACCUCCGACGUCAAGCAAGUCAACACGGAACUUUCGGAGAAGCGAUCGACCAUGGUGGUGUUAGAUGCGAAGCGGGAAAUCACGAUGCGGGAGCUGAAGGUGUUGACGGACCACAUCGAGGCCGAGAAGCGCGGCGGCAGCGGGCAGCCGCUCGACCUGGCCAAACUUUCGAACCACGUGCUCCGCGACCUCGCCGAAUCCAUUCACAAACUCAAAGAAACCUACACGCCCGAGAUCGAGGAACUUAUCCAGAAGCGCAAUGACCUAAACGAGCAGCUUGUCGACCUCACCCGCCAGAAAGAGAAGAGCUUCCAAGAGUUUGAGCAGCUGUCAUCGAAGAACGCGGAACUUGCCGAACUCAACAACCAACUCGUCCACAGCAUCCAGUCCAUGUACAAAAACAACCCCGACGGCCAGCGUAACACCCCCGGACUAGGCAUCUCCCACAACAAGGGCGGCUCCGUCCCGUCCAUCGAAGCCAUGAAGCCAACCAUGAACGAAUUCCCGACCUCGGUCUCCACGGCCCACAUCGGUGACGAGGGCGAGCCCGCGACUGCCCAGGUCGUCCCCGCCGGUCCGCAGGUCGUCAGCAUUCGCAAGGGCCAGCCCCGCAAGUUCAACUGGAAGAAGGGUGGCCAGAACGUGGCCAAGGGUGUCAAGGGCCUGAAAGGAGCGUUCAUGUCCAGCGAGGCUCAGGAGGCCUCUGGCGGUCUGCCUCGCUCCCAGACCCAGGAUCCCAGCCGUCAGGGCUUUGGCUUCUUUGGAAACCAGCGCAACAAGCAGGGCGGGAAGAUGUCGCAGGCAGACAGCGUGCCUGUCUUGGCCGAGAACAGUGGUACGACGCUAUUCGGUACUGAUCUCGAGGCUCGCAUGGAGCAUGAGAAGAGCAUCAUCCCUGGCAUUGUUUCUCGCUGCAUCCAAGAGGUCGAGUUGCGCGGAAUGGACAUGGAAGGUAUUUACCGCAAGUCCGGCGCGGCGUCCGCCAUUCAAACCAUCCGAGAGGGCUUCGAACGCUCCCCCUUCGAUCACGAUAUCUCGGACCCGGACCUCGAUAUCCAUGCCGUCACUUCCGCUCUGAAGCAGUAUUUCCGUAAGCUGCCUACCCCGCUCAUCACCUUUGAUGUGUACGACACCAUCAUCGACUCUGGCGAGAUUUCCAAUACUGCUGCCCGGGUUGAACUUCUGCGGAGCAACCUCCAGCAACUGCCCCGUGUGCACCGUGAUGUUCUGGAAUUCCUCAUUUUCCACCUGAAGCGCGUUGUCGAACGCCAGAAGGAGAACCUUAUGACCAGCCAGAACGUUGCCGUCGUCUUUGCUCCCACCAUCAUGCGCCCCGAGAGCUUAGCCCGGGAGAUGACGGAUGUGCAGAAGAAGAAUGACGUUCUGAAGUUCCUGGUCGAGAACUGCCAGGACAUCUUCAUGGACACUCAGGGUUGA